Messenger RNA from Callorhinus ursinus (northern fur seal), 486 nucleotides. NCBI's taxonomy places the organism in Eukaryota, Metazoa, Chordata, Mammalia, Carnivora, Otariidae. The record is from RefSeq and is a predicted model, not a curated record.
AUGGCUCUAAAGGAGGAGCCUCGACCUGAAGCACUUACUCCAACCCUGGAAAAAACACGCUCCCUCGGGAGGCAAACCCAGAGCUCAGCUCCCGUGACGACCACUGUGAUCAACAUCCGUAGUGAGACAGCCGUGCGCGACCACAUCAUCUGGUCCCUGUUCAACACCAUCUUCAUGAACUGGUGCUGCCUGGGCUUCGUGGCCUUCGCCUACUCCGUGAAGUCCAGGGACCGGAAGAUGGUGGGUGACCUGGCUGGGGCCCAGACUUAUGCCUCCACCGCCAAGUGCCUGAACAUCUGGGCCCUGGUCCUGGGCCUCCUUCUGACCACUGGAUCCAUUGCCUCCACCGCCAAGUGCCUGAACAUCUGGGCCCUGGUCCUGGGCCUCCUUCUGACCAUCACGGUCAUCAUUUUCUUUGUCACUGGAUCACUGAUGAUUUCCCAAACAAUUUCGGAGAUCAUAAAACAUUAUGGAGCGUACUCGUAG